This is a messenger RNA of Fusarium vanettenii 77-13-4, 2673 nucleotides long. RefSeq lists its product as uncharacterized. Gene Ontology annotation, molecular function: DNA-binding transcription factor activity, RNA polymerase II-specific; DNA binding; zinc ion binding. The transcript is spliced from 5 exons. NCBI's taxonomy places the organism in Eukaryota, Fungi, Ascomycota, Sordariomycetes, Hypocreales, Nectriaceae. Bases 1 to 2673 code for a protein of 890 amino acids. Gene Ontology annotation, biological process: DNA-templated transcription; regulation of DNA-templated transcription. The record is from RefSeq and is a predicted model, not a curated record.
AUGGCCCCUUCUGGCGACGCAAAGAAGGCUGUCGGCAAAGAUGUGGGGGACAUCAUGGGCCAAGAGAAUGUCGCCCCCAAGAGCCAGCCAGCCCGCCAACCCAGCAAACAGCAAGUGCGCCAUCGCGCUUCUGUCGCCUGUGCCUCAUGUCGUGACCGAAGGAUCCGAUGCGUAGUCCCCAAGGACCAAACCACGUGCACAGCAUGUCAGAAGACGGGCGCUGAAUGCAUCAUCAAGAACGAUGACGAGAGGAGACGGCCUAUCUCCAAGGCAUACAUGUCCUCUCUAUCAGACCGAAUCUCCAUGCUAGAGGGCAUGCUGCUGGAAAAGGGGGUUGUGCCGCCCCCUGCGUCUCAUCCCCCCAAAUCAAGGCAUGAGCCUUCAGAUGGGCAACUAGAAGACAAUGUCCCGGCGGCGAGCAACCAAAGGUCGGUACCAAAGGCAGAGAGGGCGUCACCAGGGCACAGCAUUCCUUCACCAUCAGACUCCCGCUAUGAAGACUACAUGGCUGCUGGAAGUGACCACGAUGACGGAAAUCUAUCAACUAUCAUCAAAGAGGAGUCACCGAUACGGAUUCUAGACCCGCAGCAGGAAGACAUCAUUCACCGUCUACUCUCCACCAAGGGUAACCUCUCUUUCGACCAAAUUUCCGGAGGACUACGCUUCUUUGGUCCCACCGCCAACAGCCAUGUGUAUGCCGGGUCCUCAGAUCAUCACGAUACUCGUGAGCCUCCAGAGCAGGUCCGGCAAGCAGAAGGCAUCAUUCGAUCUCUGGAUCCUGAAACACACGAUUAUCUUGUCGACAAUUACUUUCAGUACUACAAUUCUGCGAUCCAGGUCAUCGACCGAGAAGCCUUCGAGGCUGACCGCCAGUCUCCGUGUCCCAAGUUCUACUCUCACUUCCUUCAUGUUACGAUUCUAGCGAUGGGUUACCGGUCAGCCGAUAUGGACCGGGAAGACAUGCGCAGGAUUACUUUGAGGCGAAGGGAGAGCACCCUCCACCGGGAGGCAAAGGCAAUGCUUGACAGUGAGCUGGAGCGCCCUGGAGGCAUCCCUAGUGUUCAAGCACUUUUGCUUCUUGGCGACCUAGAGUGUGGUGUUGGCAGGGACAACACCGGCUGGAUGUAUUCAGGAAUGGCCAACCGCCUUGCAUUUGAUAUUGGCCUACAUCUCGACUGCACAAGCAAGAUGUCCGAACAGGAUACCAAGAUUCGGAACAUGGCUAUGCAAGCAUGUGUUAUCUACGACAGAUACUGGGGUCUCUUUCUCGGAAGGCCCUUGGCCAUCAAGAGCCAAGACGUUGAUCUCUUGUCCAACCGCUUUUCUCAGCUUAUAUCCAUCGGCCUCGAUCCGCCUAAGCAAGACAUGAUCGCAGAGAUCUACGAGCAACUGAUCGAGUUGAUGGAGCUAGCGGGACGGAUUGUGGAGAUAAGAGACCUGACAGGCUCGAACCGAGGCUCAAGUGCAGGCGAAGCGGAGGAGAAUCGAUACCUGCAAGUCGUCAACCUUGAUAGACAACUCCAAAACUGGUACCGACGACUUCCGGAACGCCUCUCUUGGAAACCAAGCAACCUCAAAACAGCGCCUUACAGCUUCUUCCUCCUUCACCAGCAGUACCAUGUUACUAUGAUUCUUCUUCACCAACCAUGGGCCAAGUACGGCUCCAUUACCGGGGAUGGUGCUAGCACGGGAUCCCAUGCAAGUCCAAAGAGUGAUCACACAGCCAGCACCGACGAUUUUGGGCAUCAGCUGGGGUCUAUAGUUGCUGAUGCUUCUUUGGGUAUCGGUUGUACUCAGAAGCUUGGCAACGAGAGCCGUACUUCGUUGUCUCGCAGCAUUUGUACCCAGCAGGCGAUCCGUGUGGCCCGCAUCUUCUGGCAGCACCGCCAGAGGUUUGAUGGGCGCAAGAUCUUCGUGACAGUUGGCGACAUGAGUUACGCAUACCAUCCAGCCAGCAGGAUGGACAAUCUCCUCAAAGCUGUUCUGGAUCAGAUCAGAAACAGCAUGGCCGAGUCGGCUCAAUCUCCCAAGGACAGCACGAGCUAUAAAAGCGUGAGCAGUGUUGCUGAUAGUGGCACAAGUGGCUUCUCUAUUCCAAGUGACUUGCCCUCCUCUACAAUCCCGUUAAGGCGGGAAGCUGCAGACCCCGAGCUUGGCAAACCAGUCAAAAAGAGGCGACCGACGAAUAGUAGGGAAUCUUCAGAGUAUGCUCCCCCGCGGCCACCAUACUCCGCCGUUUCAACUCAGCCACCGCCCAACGCCGACAAGGUGCAGAGUUUCUCCUAUGGUCCCACUCAGCAACACCAACCGCAGUUCGACUCACUACUAUUCUCCAUGGGCAUGAACCAUCCAUCUGGGCAGUUGGAUCUGGGUUAUGUCGGCGGUGCUGCAAUCGACAUGGAUCCCAACAGUGAUGCUUCGGGGACCUUGCUAGGAAGACCGGAGGCCAUGGAUCUCGGCAUCCCUUCCUCAAACAGUUGGAACCUGAGCACCAUGCAGCACUCUCAAGGCUUGAUUUCGUACGAUACUCCUAUCGACUGGACUUCAGGAACAGCAGGGCUCAGUGCCAGUUCGGUGCUGAAUCAAAGCGCAGCCCUCUCGAGUGGCAUCAUGUCAGGGGCACCCGCAUUUGGCUCAAUUAAAGAUGAAGUUGGAUGGGUGGUGGUGAUAUGA